Molecule: messenger RNA, 1030 nt
Organism: Vigna radiata var. radiata (mung bean)
Lineage: Eukaryota; Viridiplantae; Streptophyta; Magnoliopsida; Fabales; Fabaceae
Product: probable complex I intermediate-associated protein 30
Exons: 6
Coding region: 67-747 (226 amino acids)
Biological process (GO): mitochondrial respiratory chain complex I assembly; mitochondrial electron transport, NADH to ubiquinone
Cellular component (GO): mitochondrion
Source: RefSeq, a predicted model, not a curated record
GAUAAGCCUGCUUGCUGGAGCUGUCGUCACUGUUGGUGGUGGCCGCAGUGACAAACAGAGGGAGAGAUGUCGAGAUUGCGAAGACUGAUACAAGCUUCGGUUGAUGCUACCAAGAGAGCUUUAUCCGGUAAUCUUGAUGAUUUGAUGCCACCACCGGAGAGACCCAUCUUCAGCUUCAAUUCCAAGAAAGAGUUAAGCAAGUGGCAUUUGUAUUCUGAUUCCGAGUUUGGAGGUUUGUCCUCUGCGUCUCUGCAGAUAACUGAGUCGGAGAAUGGAGUAACUUCUGGAAUCUUCUCCGGGAACCUCUCUUUGGAUGUCUCUGAGGGCACUAAAUGGAACAUCACUCGGAGUGGCUUCUGUGGAAUGCGCUCUAAAAAGUUUGAUGGUUUUAUUGAUUUGGAUUCAUAUGAUACCAUUGCUAUGAAACUUAAAGGAGAUGGAAGAUGUUAUAUAUCUACUAUCUACACGGAGAAUUGGGUCAAUUCACCUGGACAGAUGGAAGAUAACUCAUGGCAAGCUUUUGUUUAUGUGCCUGAAGGCAACUGGUACAUUACAAAGAUUCCUCUAGCUCGGUAUUUACCUACUUGGAGAGGGAAUGUUAUAGAUGCAGAAUUGGAAAUGAAUCCAUCGCGUAUUUUGGGCAUGUCUUUGUCUGUCAAUGCUGAGGGUGGUGUCCCAGGUGCUAGAUCUGGACCAGGUGAUUUCAGAGUUGAACUUGAUUGGAUCAAAGCCUUGAGGACAGAAUGAAGUGAAUAGUUUACACAUAAAAAUCAAGAAUUUUCCUCUUCUUCUAGGGUGCCCUUUUUUGUAAUAAUCAUGUAUCAUUUGAUGGCUCCUAAUGGAAAAAUAUAUUUGGAGUUGUUAUACAAAGACUGUAUUGUUGAGUACUAUAGUAGGUCCAAUAAUGUAAGCACUUUCAAAGAACAAAAUUCAUUGUUUUCAUCAUGUUCAUAGCAGAAGAUUCAAGACUUAUUGUCACCUUGAAAAUACUGCUGAGCUGACAUAAUUGGAUUGUCGGUCAUCAAUUAAA